UCACCGGCUGAAGGACUGGGUAAAGCAACGGCUGUGACAGGCUGCUUGAUCACACAUUCGCCAACAUUUGACACACAUGAAGGCUCACACACCCUCAAUCAGCCUUCCAACAACAUGUGAAGUCUCCUCUAAAGCUUCACUGCGAUUUGAAAUCUACAGGCUCUGAUUUAUUUAUAUAACGGACUAGAUGGAAGUCAUUUUGGAUCAUCUUUAUUUGGGGAAGCUUUGCAGAUUUUUUCCUUUUAGUUUUUUUUUCCUGUAGUUUGCAGGAUUUCCUUUCAUUUACCAUCAGAACUCUGUAAGAGGAUUCCUACAGACGAAAGACUUGUGACAGCUACAUAAUCCAGCACCUGAACCUCAAGCAUCUUCUUGAUCCUGUGCUUUUGUGGGGUGACGCACCAUGAGUGGUUAUUAGUUAUAUUCAGCUGUUAUGCUGAAGCACCUAGAGAGCAUCUGCGUCUACCCUGCCUCUUUCAGCCCUCAGCGAAACAGAAGUAACAUGGAUGAGAGAGCCAAGCGGCUAGCGUUAGAGCGUCGGGCUUUUAUGAGCUUCAGAAAAGAAGAAAGUGGGCCAGAGGAGGUAAGCGGAGACCAAGGAACUGUGAGGAACAACUGUGGACAAGUUCUUCAGCUGAAGCUGCAACAAAGAAGAACCAAAGAAGCAUUAAUGAGCUGUGGGAUCAUGCCUCCACUUAAAAGCUCAGCUGCCUUCCCUGAGCAGAGACGGAGCUUGGAACGAGCAAAGAAUGAACAUUGCAAUAAAAGGAAGAACAGGUCCGGGUCAGAGAGUCCUGAGGCAAUCAGAAAGCACAUUUUGGAUGAGAAGUCUACAAAGAUACCACUUCAAGGCAAGCAGCUUCAGCAGAGGAAGGUUCGCCAUGCCGAUGAAUUAAGCAAUAGGAUUGCUCAACGACCGGGGCCCAUGGAGCUGAUUCACAAAAACAUCCUACCUGUAAACUCAUACUUUAAACAGCCCAUCACAGAGAGACGGUUUCCACACACCUCGAGGGUGGACUCAUCAUGUGAUGAGGACAGUAAUGACAGUCUGUCUCCACGUCAGUCAGAAAGCCGGGGGCAUUUGGUGGCUAUUGAACCUGCAUGCUCUUCAGCAGAGAAAAUGGCUGGGAACAACCUCUCAUCUCCAGCUAAGGUCCCUCCAUCAGCUCUUCCUUUUCAGCUCUCAGCCAUUCCUCUGAACUCCUCCAUGCAGAGAACUUGUGGGAACACUCAAGCUCAGCAGAAACUAAUCCCUGACCAUCUUACCCAGAAACAGAAGAAAACUAAGGACAACAAACCGAAGAUCAAGAAGCUAAAAUACCAUCAGUACAUUCCUCCUGACAAAAAAGGAGAAACAGAAACUCUUCCUAAUCUGGACUCAUCCUAUGCCAAGAUCCUCCAGCAGCAGCAGAUCUUCCUUCAGCUUCAGAUCCUCAGUCAGCAGCAGCAUCACACCCUCCUCUCUACAGAACCCAACAGGGAUCAGGAUCCACCUCCUUCCUCUUCUUCCAACUUGCCUUCCAAUUCCUCCUCAGCUCAACUCUCUUCUGCUCCUUCAACAGUCACCUCUAUUCAACACAUACACAGUUGUCCAAGUUCUGCUUAUUUAGGUGGGACAAAAGUUCUGUCACUGCAUCUAGAUCUGGAUGAAAUGAAGGUCGCAGAACUAAAGUGUGAAUUGAAGCUGCGCAGGUUGCCCGUCUCUGGUACCCGAAAGGAUCUCAUUGAGAGGUUGAGAAAAUACCAGAAACUCAGUAGAGGCAGACGCACUACCUCCUCUCCAACAGCAGGGGGAAUUAGAGAGCCAGAGCUGGAGAGGGCACCAGCAUCCCUAAAAACAGGUGGCAGUUUCAGUGCCAGUGAAACGUCUCCUCAACAGCUCUUGAGAUGUGAUGGAACCAUCAAACCCUUAACCCGACCCAGCAUGCUGAAUGGCGCAAUUCCAGAAGAGAUCAGUUUUAACUCUGACCCGCUGGGAGAACUGAUGAGUUCAUCUCUUACAAAUCUCAGUCUUCAGCCAUUCACCGAAGCUUCAUUCCCGGCUACCAUUAAACAGGAGCCCCAAUGCUCCAGCCCAACACCUUGUCACUUCCACUUAAAGUCUGCCUCUUUGCAGACACAUAGCCUUGUCUCUUCCGAUGCCCCCGCCACUACAGCUGCAGCCCCUCCUGUGACUACUGACAAAGACAGAAUGCUGCAGGAGAAAGAUAAGCAGAUUGCAAAGCUUACCAGGAUGCUGUGGCAUAAUCAGAGGCUGGUGGAGGAGCUGAAGAUGCAACUGAAAAAUAGUAACAGAGAAGUGCCAGAGGGACAAAUUCUUAGAAAAGUGAAAGAAGAACCUCCUGAGAAGCAGAAUGAGGCUUUUUCGACUAGUCUUCCACCAUUUGAUCCCAACAUAUCAAUUAUUUCACAUGAAAAGGAGGCUACAAAGGUAACCAUAAAAGAAGAAGCCAUGGAGACAGAGAUAGCAGCUGAGAUACUUGUGCAAUCACCAGAUAUGUUGCAGAAGUCCUCUACCAAAAGUCAGCAGACUCAGGAUCAGAUCAAUCUCAAACUCCGGCCAAAGCAGGGGACCUUCCAGAGGCAGGUCUGUCUCCAGGAUUCUGCUCGGCAGAUGGCUCAGCAACACACCCUCAAUAGGCUCCUUUUAAUGCAGCAACAAAACACUAAAAAGCAGCAACACAUGGUUCAGAGCCAUGAUAAGGUGCAAGAAACUCAACAACACCUCCAUCCACAAAAGAAAUCUCAAAAACUGCAGCUGCAGAUACAAAUGUCUCGAAAUGGGGAAAGUCACCCUGCACAGCUCCAGCAGACACAACUGAAGACAGAGGUUCUGCUGAGGAAACCAAAAAGGGUUGAAGAGCAGCAGUUUGAGAGGUGCUACAAAGAGACUAAAAGACUGCAACCCAUCCAGGUACAGGCCAAGAUGCAUCUACAACAGCAGGAUCCUUUAAAAAACAACUGCAGCCUAGCUCUGGUCAGUGACAGCAAAAGUAAACAUAUCCAGAUUCCUUUGACAAAUCACAUCUCUGGAGACCAGGGAAGUCACUCUGAAGGGAAGGCUUCAAAUCACACUUUACUGCAGAAUGAAGCACAUCAGGAAUCAGUGGAGCAACCAUUGCAGGAAGCAAUAUCAUCAGGUCUGCAAUGGAAGAAAUCCUCCUCCCCGUUCUAUCAGACUGAAAUGUUUCCUGGUCUGGAUGUCUUGCUGAGUCCACUGUCUCCAGAUUCUCUUCAAGCAGCAGCCUGGCAAUCUCCUGAUAAGCCCAAAAACAAUGAGGAUUUCAUCGACAUCAUCCUGCAGGACGGAGAAGCACCCAACACACUGAAAGUUUCCCAGGACAGUUUUGCUUCUUCAUCUUCUCCAUCACCUCUUCAGCUCCCACUGUCUCCACCCAACUCACCAAGUAGUGAUACCCAACAACCUGGCUCUCCCCAGCAACAUGAGCCUUGGACACCAGCCAAAACCACAGAUCAUAAACUACACUUAGGUCUGUCUGGUAAUGCACAACUAGAGGACUUUCUGGAAAGCAACACAGGGAAGUCCCUUCUAGGCGUGGAACCAGGAGGCCUACUAACCUUGAUUGAUGAUCUGCAUAGCCAAAUGCUAUACACUGCCAGCAUCCUGGACAUCCCCUCAGCUCCUAUGAGUUCUUUGGACAAGGCUAGUGACAGUGGACAGAGACUGGACAGUAAGGGGUGGCUUAGCUUCACUACACAAGGAGAGAGUGAAUGGGAAAGUCAGACGCUGACCCCACUAGUUCCCCAAAUACCCCCAAGUGUUUUCUCAGGAGAAUUCAUAGAUAGUUCUGACCUUCAUAUUGACUGGGACUCCUGAACGCCUGUUGAGCUGUCAGAAAACUGUUUGUUAUGCAACAAAACCAACUCAUGAACGCCACAAAAUGCAAUUAGUACCCGAAGUUUAAGUUUGAACUUCCCCUUGUUGGCCCGACAUUUUUUGGGAAAGGUUGAAAUGCCAUAUCAAACUGCUAUUUAAGAUGCUUAAUGUUAAGCCUACAGGCAUUUUCUUUAUAUUUGUUAGAAGUACGCAUGGGUGGGUUACCGGUUUACAGUGUAUUCCAAUAUAAAAAAAAAUCACGAUUUUAAAACUGCUUUUCCUGCAGUAUAGGUGUUUUUGAUUGUUAAACCCUCCAACAGCAAAAGCAAUCAGAUUCCUUACCUUGAAUGUAGCAGCUGCUGCAGCAUUAUGCCUACUCCCUCUACCGCACCCCUGUAGCUGCUAGCUCUGCUCUGCUUAUAGAUUAAUGGUGAGGGAGGCGAGCACCCUGAACUUGUAUCCCCACCUAAAAGUCGGCUGUAUGGGAACAUUUCGACUACCUAAAGAGGGCAGGCUUGGAGGAAGAAGGUAUUGCUCUACUUGAAAGCUGAAAGUCAUGCUUUAAGACAAUGGCAGUCAGAGAAGAUUAUACUGUAUCUACUGGAGCAUUACCAGUUGCCAUAUGUUAAAUUUAAAGGUUACGUUUUUAAACAAGCAAGUGUCAGGCAUUAGUUUGCCACAUAUACCGUUGUCUUACUGAGGUCGAAAGCUUGAACGAUGAACUUGUCACAGUUUUUACAGCUGGAGCUUUUUAAGAGUGGUUUCUUUUUCUUUUUUUUUUUUAAUCCUUUGUAAGUGAAAUGAGAAAGCACCAAUUGUCUCCAAAGCUUUAGCUGGGCAUUUUGUGUACACCUUUCAUUUUUGUUGCCUCUUUGUAGAUGUAAUGACUUAUAUAUCUAUCUAUUUUAAACACCACUUAUGAAUCUAAUAAAAACACCCAUAAUUAACUUUCUUAACCAACUUGCAAACACGAGUUAAGUACAAAACAACUAUGAAUGUGCAUGCUAAAGCAGGGUGACAUCCUGCAAGUGGGUGAAAUGCCUGCAUGACACCUGUGGUCUAAAAUGCGCUUCAACACACAACUUAAGUUAACUAUUAAUAUAUCAUCAUGCUUAAGCUUUUUGUUUCUUAAGUAAUUUACCAUUAUUGGUAAAAUACCAUUAUUUGGAAAUGUAAACAUAAUAUUGUGAUACUGUGAAACUGAAAUUUUCACUCAUACCUUUAGAAUUUCAUACAGCCAAUGCCUAGUCAUAAAUUAACCUUAUGCCCAAAGCAUUGUAUCCUAAAUAAUAUUUACUAUUUACAUAUUUACACUACAAAAUGUCUUCAUGCCACCAAAUGGAUAUUACACGAUUCCACCUAGCAGUAGAGGUACAAUUGGUUUAACAUUUGAUUCUAAAAAUUUGUCCUGUUUAAACACCAGAUUAAGGUCCCAUCAAUUUUUAGAUAAAGAAUCAUGUGAAUAGUCAAAUUGGGCUGUUUGGGGUUAAUCAAGAAUAUAGUAGAUGAAGUGUGGGUUGUGUGGCUAUGGCUUUUACUUUCAUUUGUGGUGAAGUGCUUACACCUCUAGAUUGCACAUAAACAGAUUGAUGGGAGACAGAAAGGGUUGAGUUUUGCAGUUAAGCUGAAAUGCAAACUGUAUUUUUUAAGCCAUGGUAUUGCAUUUAGUAAUUUUUAAGUUAUGGUAUUGCAUUUAGAGAUGUUAAGCAGAAGGAACAUGUACCAAAUUAUCUUUAAAACAUAAAAAAAAUAUCAUUUUUUGUGGUUGAUUUUUUUAGGAGGCUGAAAUUAGGAUUCACAGUGCUCUGUGCAUUCUCUCAUGCUGCUAAACCAUUUGUGGAGUUACAAAAUCCUCCCAUGUGCAUACAGUAGGAAUAUUAGGCAAAUUGUUGAGAAAAAUCAGAAUGCAGAUGUAAUAUCUGUGGCAUGGCCAGGAAAAUAGUAGGAAAGGCCUUAGUGUGCGGGGAAAUGAUGAAGGUUGUCCAGAUUUCUGCAACCUUCCCUAUUGGUACUCUGGAUCCGUCCAAAGGGAGACCUUAUGUGAUAUAUCACAUAUUGAUUACUUUUGUUUGACUCCCUUAAUUGUUGGACUGUUUGGUUGAGUUUGUUAAAAUGCUUUGUACCUUCCCGAGUUUUACCUACACCCUUUACUGUCUCACAUAAUACAAAUAUCUUUCUUUUUUAGUACAGCAAACCCCAAUGUGGUAGGACAAGACUUAUAUGAAGACUUUUGUUUUGCCUUUCAUUUUUUUCUGAGUGAAAUGUUAGCUUUGUAUCUGUCCUAGUAUCUGAUAACAUUUUGCUGUCAUCAUUUGUUUAACCCUUGAUAUGUGGCUAUCAUAAGUUCAUUAUGCAGCUUGAAUGUUAUAUUUAUAUUCCUUAUUUGUACACUGAAAAUAUAAUAAAUGCCCUAGACUUUAAA
Messenger RNA from Cyprinodon tularosa, 6257 nucleotides. RefSeq names its product myocardin-related transcription factor A-like. The coding region runs from base 431 to 3835 and encodes 1134 amino acids. Gene Ontology annotation, biological process: smooth muscle cell differentiation. The transcript has 19 exons. NCBI's taxonomy places the organism in Eukaryota, Metazoa, Chordata, Actinopteri, Cyprinodontiformes, Cyprinodontidae. The record is from RefSeq and is a predicted model, not a curated record.